Messenger RNA from Myxocyprinus asiaticus (Chinese sucker), 2483 nucleotides. It is a transcript of the gene hpn, whose product is annotated as hepsin. Gene Ontology annotation, biological process: proteolysis. The record is from RefSeq and is a predicted model, not a curated record. The transcript is spliced from 13 exons. Lineage: Eukaryota; Metazoa; Chordata; Actinopteri; Cypriniformes; Catostomidae. Bases 212 to 1483 code for a protein of 423 amino acids. Gene Ontology annotation, cellular component: membrane. Gene Ontology annotation, molecular function: serine-type exopeptidase activity; serine-type endopeptidase activity.
AGAGCGAGCGAGAAGAAGAACUGUCCCGAUUACUGGAGAAUAGUUGCAUUUAACGGGAAAAUAAAAGAGCGACGGGCUCCGGGGAAAGCGAAAUGUCAGCGCGGACAUUUGGAGGAAACGCCUGAUUUUCUUCUUCAUCUCAUUGUUUCUUAUUCAAGAGUUUAUCCAAGAACUUGCAGUGGAGAGGUAAAGCUUUUCGUUUUGGAUAAGGAUGACCGACAAGAAGAUAGGAAGUCCAGGGAUGACCAUCUUCAGUCCGUGUCGAGUGGUCGCUGCAGUAGUUUUGAUUUUGAUCAUACUUGGGGGUUUGGGAGCCACCAUCUGGGCCCUUGUCACAUAUCUCAGGACGACAGAAGAUACAGGAUUAUUUGAUGUACAGGUGAGUGCAGCAGACCAGAGGCUGCGAGUGUUUGACUCCACCCAGUGGAGGUGGAGACACGUCUGUUCAUCCAGUGUCAACCAGCUCAUUGCCAGUAUCAGCUGUGAGGAAAUGGGCUUUGUCAGAGCAGUAAAUUUCUCAGUGACCUGUGCUCCUGACAAUGGUGGUGACCAGGAUUUUUUCUGUGUGAAAGAGAGUGAGUUAACAUAUGGGAAAAAGAUAAAAACAGCCCUCUAUCCUUGUAAAUGUGACAAAGGUCAGAUUCUUGAGGUCAUUUGUCAAGACUGUGGUCGUCGCAUGCUACCUGAAGAACGGAUUGUUGGGGGAGUAGAUGCUCGACAGGGUUCGUGGCCGUGGCAGGUCAGCUUACAGUAUGAUGGAGUUCACCAGUGUGGUGGAUCCAUCAUUUCUGACCGCUGGAUUGUCAGUGCAGCUCACUGCUUUCCUGAGAGGUACCGUCAUGCAUCACGCUGGCGGGUUCUAAUGGGCUCUAUCUAUAACACCCCCAUUCGAAAGAAUGUUGUGAUUGCUGAGGUGAAGACAGUUGUAUACCACAGCAGCUACCUGCCAUUUGUCGACGCCAACAUUGAUGACAACAGUCGUGAUAUUGCAGUCCUUGCACUGACACAACCUCUGCAGUUCACGGAUUACAUUCAGCCAGUGUGUCUACCGACAUACGGCCAGCGGUUGGCGGAUGGGCAGAUGGGUACAGUUACUGGCUGGGGUAACAUGGAGUAUUAUGGCACUCAAGCCAAUGUCCUCCAGGAAGCAAAUGUGCCUAUCAUCAGUGAUGCUGUGUGUAAUGGCCCUGAUUACUAUGACAACCAGGUCACAACAACCAUGUUCUGUGCUGGCUAUGAGAAGGGAGGAACCGACUCCUGCCAGGGAGACAGUGGUGGUCCUUUUGUAGCAGCAGAUAUCCUCUCUAAGACCAGUCGCUAUCGUUUGCUUGGGGUGGUAAGUUGGGGCACAGGCUGCGCCAUGGCCAAGAAGCCUGGCGUUUACACACGUGUGUCACGCUUUCUGCCCUGGAUAUCUACAGCCAUGAGGAUGUAUGAGAAUUCCCCAGGAGUGCACAAAAUGGCCCGGGCUGUCAUGCCAUAGCCAUUCAGAGUGGAGAAAUGUUUUAUUUGAGACUGAAAUAUUCCACGUUGAGAUCAGAUAUCUUUUGUUGAUCAGACUGAAGUCAGAUGUUCCGUGUUGAUCAACCUGUUUCAAGGACAAUUGUAAAAUAUCUUUUGCAAUUUCUGACUCAAGGAGGCCAAGAACAAUUGUCAGUGCUGUACUAUGGGUUUAAUAUGUUUGUGGACACCUCAGUUUUCAUUUACCAUAAUAUAUGCUUGUUUUCUUUGAAAAUCAGACACCAAAAUAUAGUAAGAUAAUCACCAAGAAGGGUAAUCCAAUGUGCAAUUGUGGCUCGACCUACAAAUGAAACCUAUACAGAGCUUAUAAAUGUAUAUGGCUACAAAAGUAUAGAUAUCUUAAAUAACAAUAUGUAUAUAUACACUGAUCAGCCACAACAUUAAAACCACCUGCCUAAUAUUGUGUAGGUCCCCCUCGUGCCGCCAAAACAGCACCAACCCGCAUCCCAGAAUAGCAUUCUGAGAUGAUAUUCUUCUCACCGUAAUUGUACAGAGUGGUUAUCUGAGUUAUCAUAGACUUUGUCAGUUCGAACCAGUCUGGCCAUUCUCUGUUGACCUCUCUCAUCAACAAGGCAUUUCCAUCCACAGAACUGCCGCUCACUGGAUGUUUUUUGUUUUUGGCACCAUUCUGAGUAAAUUCAGAAUGUUGUGCUUGAAAAUCCCAGGAGAUCAGCAGUUACAGAAAUACUCAAACCAGUCCAUCUGGAACAAACAAUCAUCCAUGCAAUUAUCUAAUCAGCCAAUCAUGUGGCAGCAGUGCAAUGCAUAAAAUCAUGCAGAUACAGGUCAGGAGUUUCAGUUAAUGUUCACAUCAACCAUCAGAAUGGGGAAAAAAUUUGAUCUCAGUGAUUUGGACCAUGGCAUGAUUGUUGGUGCCAGAUGGGCUGGUUUGAAUAUUUUUGUAACUGUUGAUCUUCUGGGAUUUUCACACACAACAGUCUCUAGAAUUUACUCAGAAUGGU